This is a messenger RNA of Cryphonectria parasitica EP155, 1494 nucleotides long. RefSeq lists its product as uncharacterized. Bases 1 to 1494 code for a protein of 497 amino acids. The transcript has a single exon. NCBI's taxonomy places the organism in Eukaryota, Fungi, Ascomycota, Sordariomycetes, Diaporthales, Cryphonectriaceae. The record is from RefSeq and is a predicted model, not a curated record.
AUGUCAUCCCGCAUAGUACUACCAGAGUCUCAAAGAUUCUCUGCUCUGGACAGGGCAGAGGACAUGACGUUUGCCGUAGAGCUCAAGUUUUUGAUAGUUCACGGCGCAGCCGAGAUCAACAAUUCCAAGUACCGAGGGGUGCGGCCAUUUGUGGCGCACCGGCCCGUGGACCUGCGAAACUCAAUGACGGAUACCGAGGUGCAACUGCAGCGAGACGACUGGGAGGCCGUGGCGCGAGCCAUAGACGCCCUCCCUGGGGUGAACGCCACGACGAGCCACCAAGUCAAGGCGCAGAGCCUCACGCACACUGAUUACUGGAACACGCACUGGAUCGUCUACAAGGCCAACUCUGCUGUGCCUCCCUACCUGACAUAUACCCAUGACGACCCCGACCGCCCAUUGCUCGACACGAGCCACCCAGACUACGACAGAUACGUCUGGACACCGGUCGAGAUAUGCUCGCCCAUCCUGCACUGGUCGCGCAAGGAGCACGCCUUCUCCACGCUCAAGAGCAUCCUCGAGACCAUCAACCGACAGUUCAACAUCACCGCCAACGCCUCCUGCGAGACGCACGUCCACCUGGGCCGGUGCGACGCCAGGUUCUUCUCCCUGGACACCCUCAAGAGGCUGGCCAGCAUCCUGUGGCUGAGCGAGCCACUCCUCCGCAGCCUCAAGGACCCACAGUCGCCCAACUAUGACCACCACUACACCUGGAGCUACCCUUGGCGCAAGCACAGCCGCAUCGCCAUGGCCCUCCUCGAGCGGGAGCCUGUAUUGCCAUUGUCAGACGGGCGGGGCUGCGCAACCGUGCAGCCACCACCACCACCAUCGGCAGCAGCUGUCGACACCAUCUACACCAGCAAGCCCGACGACUUUGAGGUCUUUCUCGCCAAGCUCAAGGAGCCCGUCCGCCGGAACAUCUGCAGUACUCCUACAACGACGACGACAACAACAACAACAACCACUACUACUACCACUACCACCACCAUUACCAAUACCACCCCCACAUCUUCCCUGUACGAGCACCGCCCGGCGCUGCGGGCCAUCUGGCGCGCCAAGGACCACAAGGAGCUGGGCUACAUGCUCCGCGGCCGCGAGCGCAAGUUCCGGCGGCUGGGGUUCAACUUCCACGCGCUCGAGGAGGACCCCUCGGACGCGGGCCCGCGGACCAUCGAGUUCCGGUUCCUGGAAGGGUUCAUCGACAGGGACGUCGUGCCGGCGUGGGUGCGGCUGUGCGGCGAGCUGGUCGAGCUCGCCACGGGGUGCCAGGGCCCGCGCGAGUGCGAGUACUACGACGCCGUGGCCCUGCUGCUGAACAUGCCCCGGGACCUGCCCGUCGAUGCCCAGUUUGCCGCCCUCACGGGGGCGCUGGGCCGCAACAGGGUCGCCAGGACGGCCUGGGAGCCGUUGCAGGCCGUGGUCAGGAGAAACUAUCCGCCUGCGCGAGGUGCUGCUGUCGUGAGCGAGGAGGUCUGUCGGCGGUUUGGGUUCUGA